Osmerus eperlanus (European smelt) is the source of this 549-nucleotide messenger RNA. RefSeq names its product dedicator of cytokinesis protein 11-like. NCBI's taxonomy places the organism in Eukaryota, Metazoa, Chordata, Actinopteri, Osmeriformes, Osmeridae. The record is from RefSeq and is a predicted model, not a curated record. The coding region runs from base 1 to 549 and encodes 182 amino acids. Gene Ontology annotation, biological process: small GTPase-mediated signal transduction; positive regulation of GTPase activity; positive regulation of filopodium assembly. Gene Ontology annotation, molecular function: guanyl-nucleotide exchange factor activity. The transcript is spliced from 4 exons.
AUGCAUCGGUGUAUUGCACAAGAUUUUCCCAAGAGCUCAUGCUUUGUGACUCACAAAGUCCUCACCACCGCGGUCACUGCCAUCCUCAAACAGACAUCCAACUUCAACACCAGCAACAAGCUGCUCAAGUACUCCUGGUUCUUCUUUGAAACCUUGGCCAAGUCAAUGGCGCUGUACCUGCAAGAGGGCAACAGGAUGAAGAUGCCGCGAGCCCAGAGGUUUCCGGAGAGCUUCCACCAGGCCCUGCAGUCCCUGCUGCUCUCCAUCAUGCCUCACAUCACCAUCCGCCACCCUGAGAUCCCAGACGAGGCCCGCCAAGUCAACCUCAGCCUGGCCGCCUUCAUCAAGAGGUGCCUGACCUUCAUGAAUCGAGGCUUCGCGUUCAGCCUCGUCAACGACUACAUGUGCGGCUUCUCUCUCAAAGACCCCAAGGUAGCUUACAGUACGGAAGUAAGAAAAGAAGCUGAUGCUGAGUUAACUAGCCAUGUAAGGCGCUACGAAGCACUGUGGGAAGUCUGGGGCCUUUAUGUAUUGCAACAAAAACAUUAA